AUGAAGGUGCUGCAAAUCGCCUGCUUCGGUGAAAGAAGCGACCAGACGAGUUCGCCUCCACGACCUAUCCCUGCUAGCAGGCCGCCGUCACCGGAACCUUCCAUCGAUCGCCUGAGGGAGGUUCACGGCGAGAUGGUUGACUUCUCACGCCAUAUCAUGGAAAGCCAGCUACAUUUUCCCGGAGGCUACAUCCGACCUGUCUUUGGCUAUCAUCCAGACUACACGAAUCUGAUCGAGAACCACAUUCAAAAUCCUGACACUCGUUACGUCCGGGUUGCGCCCGAACUCGGAUAUGGCGAGAUCUACGCAACACCCUGGACUGUGGUCAGACCUGGAGAGACGGAGCCCAAACGGGGGUUUCUGAUGAUCAACUUCUCGCGGAACAGAUACAAUCCGAUGAUCCAUACCGGCUUCAGGGAAGAACCUCUCCCGGGUGGCCGAGAGAAUGCUUGGGAGUACAUCAAUAGGGUUGCUACUGUCACGCCGGAGGAUAUUCGUCAAAGAUUCGGUGAUGUCCGCUUCCUCGGCUUGCCCUAG
Molecule: messenger RNA, 537 nt
Organism: Pseudozyma hubeiensis SY62
Lineage: Eukaryota; Fungi; Basidiomycota; Ustilaginomycetes; Ustilaginales; Ustilaginaceae
Exons: 2
Coding region: 1-537 (178 amino acids)
Source: RefSeq, a predicted model, not a curated record